AUGGCCACCGCGAUGGAAUCCCCUGUGGCCUUUCCCGACUCCCCCAUGGACCCAGAUGACGCCGCCUAUCCUUGUAAGGGUUGUGGAAAGAUCCUCGAGGAAGGCAAAGCAUUCGAGCUCGCUGGGAAUAGAUGGCACAUUCACUGCUUUGCGUGCAAUACUUGUGGUACCCUCCUCGAUUCUGACGCAAAUCUGCUUCUCCUGGGCGACGGAUCUUUGAUAUGUAACAAUUGCACCUACAGUUGCAGCAAUUGCGGAGACAAGAUUGAGGACCUGGCAAUUCUCACCGGAGAUCAGGCCUUUUGCGCCAAUUGCUUCAAAUGCAGAAACUGCAAGAGGAAGAUCGAAAAUCUACGUUAUGCCAGGACGUCACAGGGCAUAUUCUGCAUGGACUGCCACGAGGCUCUUAUGGCCAGGAGACGCAAAAAGACCGCUAAGAACACCGCACAGCGCUCCAAAAUGUCAAACAACGUCCAGCUCGACAAGUCGUUGCCUGCAAUUCCCCCCCCAGAGGCCAGGAAGACUACCUACAUUCCGGAAAGCCAGUCGUCUCCCUUUCCCGAGGUUUACGCAGAGCCCCCUGCAGCAGGUGCCCCCUCUGUGAGUAAGACGGUCAGCGAACUGCAAGCAGACUCGGACUCGAGGCCAUCCACAUCGGAUCAGAACCAUGCGCGUGAUAUGCUCACGUUACCCUCAACCACCUUCCGCAAUAACCGACAUUCAAUGAUGUCGCAGCGAUCAGAUCUCUCAGGAGGAGGCGAAGAAUUCUUGAUACCGCUUGCCUUUGACCCUACCCCGCAACCUGCAACGCAGUCCCCUAGCAUUCCAAACCAAAUGAUUCAGAAAUCCGUCGAAGAGAAGCCAACCGAUUAUUUCACCAGCAAGUCCACCGCUCCAAUACCCCAGUCGCAAAUUUCCAAAUCCAAUACAUCAAGUCCCCAUAUCGCCUACCAAGAGAAGGGCCGUCUACCCUCAAGAGAAGCUGUUGAGCAAAGCCGCAGAGGAGCAAAUCUGAGCAUAUCUGGCUCUGCCACAGUAUCGCCCUACAUCCCGGUGGAGCGGCCUAAGAAGUCAGAGGGUUCACCUCGUUUAUCGCAGAUUGUUCACUCCAACGAAGCACAACACAACGAAAGAUUCAAACUUCAAGAAGCCCCUAAAUCCAAGAAGUUCUCCGCAUCGACCCCGGGCUCACGUUCAGAGGAUUCAACUCCCAGAGCCGAUGCCCCUACAGAUCCUUUGGAGCAGCUUGCCGCCAAGACAUUGAAUGUCCCGGACAUUGGGUCACCAUCAGACCACGACUACUCGACGCCCCUGCUGUCGAACGAUUCAAGUCCAGCUUAUAGUGGCUCACACGAAUCUCCCAAGCCGGCACAAUUGCCCGCGACAUCGAUCUUACAAAACCUCCCCAAGCGAGGCGACUCUUUGGACAGCGCGAAGCGGAAUCGAACGAUACCUAGGAAAGAACUGGGCACUGCGGCAAAUAUUGGGCCUCCGUCUGGCGGAAGCCUGGUGAACAGCGGCUCGUCCACUCCCAAAGCGCCAGCCGAUCUUGCCAAAGCCAAUGGUGGAAAGAUCAUUUCUGGUCCUAUAAGUUCACCGAACUCAAAAAGUAUCUUCGAUACGGGAGAUGAUUCUCUGAUUCAAGAUCUUCAGGGUGUCACCAAGACAGGUAACGAAUCUUUCGUGGACCCUCGCAUACCUCCUUUGCCACCUUCCGAUCACUCAAGGUCGAGAAACGAAUCCUUCAGCACCCUCCAGUCCGACAAUCAAAGAUAUGUGGAUGGGUUCAAGUCACCAGGUCUACCUAGAUAUUCAGCGGGCGGAGAAUUCACUAUGGAUGAGGAUAUGGCCCGGAUAAUGGGUGGAGAAGAGCCCAGCGCGCAUGAAUCAUUCCUUAGGAGGGUCUCGAAUUCUGUUCGCCAUGGUCGCAGCUACAGUGACAAAACCGGACGGCUUUCGAGGGACCGCUGGCCUCGAUCGCCUGCCAUGCCCAUCUCGUCGAUUGGCCAGGAAAUCAGCAGUCCUAGUACUGCCUCACCGGAAAAUCGCGAUGAACUCGCCUGGUUCAAGAAUGAGCUUCGACGUGAGCGGCAAAAGAUUAUUGAGCGGGAGAAGAGAAUAGCUGAAUUGGAAAUGCAGCUUGACUCGGCCGCAAAUAUCAAGCAGGUAAACGUCGAGCUCAAGGAGAAAAGAUCAACCAUAGUUGUUCUCGAUACACAAAAAGAGAUCGUCAUAAGAGAGUUAGAGGUCCUUACGGAGCACCUGGCUGCUGCCAAGCACAGCGGGGAGCCGUUCGACCUUGGCAGACUGAGCAACGUCGUGCUUCGCGAAUUUGCAGAGGCAUUGGAAAAACUAAAGGACUCGUUCGGGCCUCAGAUCGAGGCUUCAAUCCAGAAACGAAAUGAUUUGGUGGAUGAGAUAGCCAGUCUCACUCAAAUGAAAGAUAAGAGCUUUAUGGAGUUUGAACAGCUGUCUUCGAAGAAUGCCCAGCUGGCUGAGCUUAACAAUCAGUUGGUACACCAGAUUCAAGGCUUGUACAAGGCCAAUUCGGGGGCGCAAGCAGAUCAGCAAAAGUCGGCCAUGAAUGGACUUGGAAUCUAUUCUCACCACAAAGAGAAGUCAAACGUCUCUUUUGAUUCGAGGGAGACACGCAACAUGUCCACCGACUUGACCAAUAUAGAUUCAGCAAGCACUCUACAAGGUGAAGCAGAGCCUGUGACCGUCAUCCAGGGUCCUCAAAUGGUGGACAUCCGCAAAGGCCAACCAAGGAAGUUUGAUUGGAGAAAAGGACAGAAGGUGGCCAAGGGUGUCACGAAAGGUCUGAAAGGGGCGUUCUCCUCAACUCAACAGAACUACAGCCGAGACCUACAGUUUGCGGAGACAGGGGCUUAUGGGUCAACAACUGCCGCUGGUCAAGAAUAUUCAAGUCUGCCGAAGACGAAACCGGAACCUGUCAAACAAAGUGGCUUUGGUUUCUUUAGCACUCAGAAAGUGGCGCCCAAGUCCAACGGUCUGUACGCCGCCCAAGCUAAUGCGAGCACACCGUCUUUGCUUGCAGAAGCUGGCGCACAGUUGUUUGGCUCCGAGCUCGAGCAACGGGCCGAAUAUGAGAAGACCACUGUGCCUAUGAUUGUGAGGAGGUGUGUUGAAGAAGUAGAGUCACGUGGUAUGGAUGUUGAAGGCAUCUACCGAAAAUCUGGAGGCAACUCGCAGGUACAGCAAGUGAAAGACUGGUUCGAGAACCCAUCAAAGGAAUUUGAUCUUUCCGAUCCCGACCUCGACAUCCACGCCGUUACUUCUGGGUUGAAACAGUAUUUCCGACGGCUGCCCACCCCACUUAUCACCUUUGAUGUCUACGAUAAACUGCUCGAUACCACGACGAUUGAGGACAAAGGGAUGAGAGUGGACGCAAUGCAACGAGCGUUAGAGGAACUACCAAGGGUUCACCUUGAGACUCUGGACUUUUUGAUUCGGCACCUCGCACGGGUGGUUCAAUUAGAGAAAGAGAAUCUCAUGACGAGCAUGAACAUCGCCGUGGUGUUUGCGCCGACCAUCAUGCGACCAGAAAGUCUGAGCCGUGAGCUUAGCGACACCAAGAUGAAGAAUGAGGCGGUGAUGUGGAUGGUGGAGAACAGCGAAAGAUUAUUUGGGAAGUGA
This is a messenger RNA of Cladophialophora bantiana CBS 173.52, 3657 nucleotides long. RefSeq lists its product as uncharacterized. Gene Ontology annotation, cellular component: cytoplasm. Gene Ontology annotation, biological process: regulation of GTPase activity; signal transduction. The record is from RefSeq and is a predicted model, not a curated record. NCBI's taxonomy places the organism in Eukaryota, Fungi, Ascomycota, Eurotiomycetes, Chaetothyriales, Herpotrichiellaceae. The transcript has 6 exons. Bases 1 to 3657 code for a protein of 1218 amino acids.